AUGGAGAGCACAAGAGUAUUUGUCUCUGGCCUCCCGCCGACUCUAACCAAUGAUCAACUCAAGAAACACUUUGCAACCCGCUUCCAGGUUACGGAUGCCCAUGUCCUGCCAAAACGGAGGAUCGGCUUCGUGGGCUUCAAAAGCUCCGAGGUGGCCCAGCAAGCUGUAUCCUACUUCAACAAGACAUUCAUGAAGAUGUCCAAGAUCUCAGUAGACAUUGCUAAGCCGAUUGAUGCGGAACCCGCUCACAAUACCCACAAAUCCCGCAAGGACAGUAGAGAUCUACCUGAUGAUGCCUCGGGAAACACUCUCAAGCGUAAACGCGAAGGAGAAGCCGUCAAGGACUCCAAGACGCAAGAGUAUCUCUCCCUCUUACAGCAACCCUCCAAGACCCGAACGUGGGCAAAUGAUGACCAAUUUCCCCCACCGGUGGAAGCCGACUCACAAUUACAAGAGCAGCCUACCGACAUUGUUGAUGAUGUCAAGGAGGAACUGACCUACGCUCAGAGGAAGAAGGCGAAACUCGGCCAGGAUCAGCAUGACGGCUCAUCUGCUUCACUGAAUGCUGGCCACUUACCUACAACUGAUGAAGACCAUGCCCAGCCCGAGCCUGAGAAGACUGGUGAGGAGCAAGAAACGGAGCAAGAAGCCCCGCAGGAGGAGCAGGCUCCUGUAUCCGACAUGGACUGGUUACGCUCAAAGACAAGCCGUCUUCUGGGCCUGCUUGACGAAGAUGAAGAGGCAACCUUUGCGCCCCCCGCGCCAGUCGCCAAUGAUACGCCAAUGACUGACUCAAACUUCGACACGCCUAUUGUCGCAAGUCCGGAGAAGCCCGCGGUGGAAGAGUCGGUGAAGGCGCCUACAGCCCCGGAACUUGAUACGAACAUCGAAAACAUCCGGAUCUCCGCACGAUUGUUCAUCAGAAACUUGUCGUAUGAGACGAAAGAGGCGGAUCUUGAACCAGUGUUCUCGCCCUUUGGCAAAAUUGAAGAGAUUCAUGUUGCUUUCGAUACUAGAUACACAACCAGCAAAGGAUUUGCAUAUGUCCAGUAUUCUGAUCCUGACGCGGCCGUUGAAGCGUACAAGAACAUGGAUGGAAAGCACUUCCAAGGUCGUCUACUGCAUAUUCUGCCAGCAUCACAGAAGAAAACGCACAAGUUGGACGAGCACGAGCUAUCCAAACUACCGUUGAAGAAACAGAAGCAGAUCAAGCGAAAGCAAGAAGCCUCCUCUUCGACAUUUACCUGGAACUCGCUGUAUAUGAAUGCCGAUGCCGUCAUGUCCUCCGUCGCUGAACGAAUUGGUGUCUCCAAGUCUGACCUCUUGGAUCCCACUUCGUCGGACGCUGCUGUCAAGCAGGCUCAUGCUGAAACGCAUGUGAUUCAAGAGACCAAAGCUUACUUCAAAGCGAAUGGUGUAAACCUCGAUGCUUUCAAGCAGCGAGAGCGCGGAAACAUCGCCAUUUUAGUAAAGAACUUUUCGUAUGGCACGAAGACCGAAGACCUUCGGAAACUCUUCGAGCCGUUCGGAACCAUCACCAGGCUCUUGAUGCCGCCGAGCGGUACCAUAGCCAUUGUGGAAUUUUCGCGACCCGAUGAAGCGCAAAAGGCCUUCAAGGGCCUUGCAUACCGCAAACUCGGGGACUCGAUCAUCUUCCUGGAGAAGGCACCAAAGAAUCUCUUCGAGGCAAAUGUUCCCCCUCAGAACCCAUUGCCAGAGGUUAAAGCCGUAUCGCAAGGCUUCUCAACCGCAGACACUUUCGCUGCGGACGAAGGUGAUGAAGAAAACCUCGCCACUGCAACGCUGUUCAUCAAGAACCUCAACUUCUCCACUACUAAUCAGUCUCUGGUAGAAGCGUUCAGACCGCUGGAUGGCUUCGUUUCUGCUAGGAUAAAAACUAAACCGGACCCCAAGAACCCUGGUCAGACACUGAGCAUGGGUUUCGGUUUCGCCGACUUCAGAACCAAGGCCCAGGCCCAGGCUGCUCUUGCUGUGAUGAAUGGCUACACCCUCGACCGGCACGCACUGGUAGUAAGAGCGUCCCAUAAGGGCCUGGAUGCUGCGGAGGAAAGGAGGAAGGAAGACACAGCGAAGAAAAUCGCUGCCCGACGAACCAAGAUCAUCAUCAAGAACUUGCCAUUCCAAGCCACGAAGAAGGACGUCAGGUCACUUUUCGGAGCGUAUGGCCAGCUGCGGUCUGUGCGAGUGCCUCAGAAGUUUGACCGGUCUGCUCGUGGUUUUGGUUUCGCUGAUUUCGUAAGCGCUCGCGAAGCGGAAAAUGCAAUGGACGCCUUGAAGAACACCCAUCUUCUAGGCAGACGAUUAGUGUUGGAAUUCGCGAACGCGGAGGCCAUCGAUGCCGAAGAGGAGAUCCAAAGGAUCGAGAAGAAGGUAGGGGAGCAGGUGGACAGGGUCAAGCUCCAGAAGCUCACGGGAGCCGGGCGCAAGAAAUUCACUGUAGGGGCCCAGGACGACGAAAGCUAG
Messenger RNA from Aspergillus mulundensis, 2484 nucleotides. It is a transcript of the gene mrd1, whose product is annotated as RNA-binding ribosome biosynthesis protein MRD1. Gene Ontology annotation, molecular function: mRNA binding. The transcript is spliced from 4 exons. The record is from RefSeq and is a predicted model, not a curated record. Lineage: Eukaryota; Fungi; Ascomycota; Eurotiomycetes; Eurotiales; Aspergillaceae. The coding region runs from base 1 to 2484 and encodes 827 amino acids. Gene Ontology annotation, cellular component: nucleus; cytoplasm; ribonucleoprotein complex.